Messenger RNA from Tuber aestivum (summer truffle), 1781 nucleotides. NCBI's taxonomy places the organism in Eukaryota, Fungi, Ascomycota, Pezizomycetes, Pezizales, Tuberaceae. The record is from the annotation of a GenBank genome assembly.
UAUACUUUCCAUGAAGGAAUUGUUCAGGAUGCAUAUCAUGUGGACUUGAUGAGGAAAAAUAUGACUGAAAAGUUGUCCAGUUUAUUACCUGAUGUUAUUAAUGAGGUAACUACUGGAUUUGAGGAGUUGACAAAUAUAAGAAAUGGUAGGUGCCUUUCUUGAACUUGAUUUAAUACUAUAAGGUAAUGAAUAAUUUGACUAUAACUAAUAUUAUUAUCCUAUUUAGAAUGGACCAAUAUCAAUAUAAUGGACACAUCAAUUGACUUAAUAUCCAGGUAUUUUUAUAUCUAUUAAUUUAUUUCAAGUUUCUAGAAUAGACAGAAACUAACCUAAGACUAAAGAGUAACAAGCAGAAUUUUUGGUAUAUAAUCCUAUUAUUAUCUUGUAUUGGUAUAAGAUAUAUGCUGAUAUUUUUAGUUGGAAUGCCAAUGUGCCAAAAUAAGGACUAUCUUGAGAGUAUUAAUGAAUUCUCAAUUAAUGUUAUGAGAAGAGCAACAGUUAUAGAUACUGUUCCUUGGUUUCUAAGGUAAUACCUUUUUUUUGAACAUUGAGAAGAUCCUAUGCUAUAAACAAAAUUUAAUACUAUAUCUGAGGUUGCUAAUACAUGUUGGGAAAUUUAGGAAUAUUGUUAGCUAUUUUCUGAAAAAUAGCACUGUAGAGGAUGUUAUUAUGACACAUAUUGGGAGAGAAUUUGAGGCCCGCCAAAAGGCUAGAUGGUUUCAGUCAAGUUAUGAUAUAGUUGUAGUAAGUAUACCUGAUCUACUUCUUUCAAAUUUGAAGUAGCUUGAGAAGCAUUAUACUAAUAUGAAUUUAGUCAGAUGCAAUUCAAUGGAUCCUUGAUGCUGCACCACCAGAAACUCCAAUACUGAAGUUGGUUCAGAAGUUGAUGCUUUUCAACUUUGCAUCUAUUCAUACAUCCUCAAUAGUAAGUUUUCAUUUUCAGACUUUUCCUUACUGAUAACUUUGAGAAAUCCAAUAAUUCUAAGUAAAUUAAAUAGUCUUUAGCACAUAUUUUAUAUGAUCUUGCAGCAAAUCCAGAAUUUCAAGAUCCUGUUUGUGCAGAGAUAGAGGAGGUACUAAGAGCUGAGGGAGGUUGGACUAAGCAAGCUCUUACAAAAAUGAGGAAACUUGAUAGUAUCUUUCGUGAGUCAUUACGCAUGAAUGGUACCAACAUUGGUAUUUAAUUUACUUUCCUGAUCUAUUUAAUUAGAGGAUUACUUCUUAACAUGUUCAUACUAGUUACUCUUAUCCGCAAAGUAAUAACCCCAUAUACCUUUAUUGAUGGUACAUUUGUGUCAAAAGGAGCAUGGGUGGGUGCAGCUACAAUCAAUAUCCACUACUCACCAGAUCUCUACAAAGAUCCAGAAAAGUUUGAUGGAUUUAGAUUCUAUAAGAAGCGCCAACUGGAAGGAAAUGCACAUCAUUUCCAAAUGGCAAGUCCUACAUUAGACUACUUACCUUUUGGAUUUGGAAAGAAUUCCUGUCCUGGGAGGUUUUUUGCUUCCAAUGAACUCAAGAUUGCUGUAGCAUAUAUCUUAUGCAAUUAUCAGUUAAGACUCAAUGGGGGCACUACUGGUGAAAGACCACAAAAUAUCUAUGAUGGUCUUGUGUGCUUGCCUAAUCCAACAGUUGGGAUUGAGUUGAAGGAGAGAGAAGGGAGACAGAAGUCAAUCUUGUACCCGGGCCAUAUGGCUUCUUAUGGGAAUUAGUUCCUGGAAAGUUUGUGGGAGAUAGUCUAGUUUCUUCAAUUAUUAUUAUUUUCAUUGCUAGUCUAUAUUAUU